AUGGCACCACACGGGCCGCCUUUCGACUUCGACCUCAACGAGCCGCCGCCGCCGGAGAACGACGGCGUGGACGGCAUGUCCGCAGGGCCGGUGCCGGAACCCUCGGUGCAGCAAGAUCCGCUGCCGCCUGCGCCGGUGCCGGAACCCUCGGCGCAGCAAGAUCCGCUGCCGCCGCCUGCGCCGGUGCCGGAGCCGACGACGGCGCACGUUCCGCUUCCUGCGCGAUCGCUAGCGCCGGCGCCGGAGGCCUCGCCGGUCGACCCUCUCCCUGCGCCGCUGCGGGCACCGGUGCCCGUGCCCGUGCCCGUGCCCUCACCGCAUCAUCAUCUGCCGUCUCCGGUGUUAGACCUGGAGGCCCCGUUGUCUUCUCUCGACGACGAGGACGAAGACGAGGCGGACCUGCCCCCGCCCCCACCGCUCCCCCUGCCCCCGCCCCCGCCGCCGUCAUGGUACCGCGUCGACACAUCCGACGCGCCCACGGCUUCCUCUGGCCGUCAGGGCGACGCGGCGCGGCAGUAUUCGUCGCCCGAGACUUGGGCGCCGCGCUGUUCCAGGGCGGCGACGGCGAGCGACACGACGUCCUCCCACAGGUCGCGGCGCAGGCCCUACUCCUGCGACGACGCGAUCUCCAAGCAACGUCGCGUCGACUACGACGAGGACGGCGGGUCGUCCCGAUUCCGAAGCGGGAGCCGUCGUCGCUCGGAAUUCGGAUCCCCGCGUCGCUAUGGGCGCUCGGGACUCCCUCCGCCGCGUCACUACUACGAACAAGACGGUGGACGGCAUGCGCCGGCGGCAGAUGGGCAGCCGGGCGCGCCUGCGAAGAACCGCCGCCGGCGGCGGCGGGUGCAGAGGCGGCACCACGGGUACCAGUACGAGGGCCCAGUGCAGAAGCAGCAGGGCUUCCGGGGCCAAGAAAGGCCGCGGGUCCAUCAUGGGCCUCAUCAUGGCCCAGAAGUGCCAAAGGUGGGCUAUGCUUCUUACAGCCCGGCCUCUCCAUCGUUCGUCAGGCGUGAUUCGUCCGGUGCCCGGCUGAGUCCGGAGCAAGAACGAGGCACCGGCUGGGAUCGUCGUCAGUGCAGGGAAAAGGACGCGCCUCCUUUCAGGCCGUCGUCGUCCUCUGGACCGCACGGCUGGGACGAUCCGUACCACGGCCGGCAGAGCCAGGCGGCGCAAGAACCCCCGAAAAAUGGUGGGUAUCAGCACGGGGACAGAGAAGCGCCAAGUUUCAGGCCGUUGUCCACUGGAGCGCACGGCGGCAGGGACGACGGUUCAUUCGGAGGACGGCACAUUCCUCCGGAAGAAAAAACCAUCACCGGUGGCGCACAUCAUCAGCAGCAAACAAAGGCGCCUCAUGGUCUUGAUGAGCACUUCCCUGAUCGGGCGUACCAUCCCUAUGCACAUCGCGGCAGCGGUUUCGACAGGCCCGACGACGGCGGCGGCCGCAAUCCAUCGAGGCGUGAACCCCGUGACAGUUACGAGCACCGGCGCUACAGCAAGCAGCUCAGAUCAGGAGCACCUCCUGCUCGUGUCCUCCGACGAUACUACGGAGAUGUGCAGGAGUGA
This is a messenger RNA of Miscanthus lutarioriparius, 1563 nucleotides long. Lineage: Eukaryota; Viridiplantae; Streptophyta; Magnoliopsida; Poales; Poaceae. The record is from the annotation of a GenBank genome assembly.